AAGUUGCACGCCUCAACAUUCUUCAACUCCAUAGUAACUCGUCAAGCAACUCUUCAGAUGCCAAAACCUGCUGAUGUGAUGAUAGCCGUGCCAGUUUACCAGCAGCACCAGUAUGAAGUCGCCAAGUUCCUGAAGAUUAAGCCUGCAGCUUUGGGGAUUUUGGAAAUAUUUAUAUCAUUACUGGGACUCGGUUUGACGAUCUGGAAUGUUCAUUAUUCUCUCCUCUGGUCACCAGUCAGCUUCUUUUUAACUGGAGCUCUAACAGUCUCGGCUGCAAACUCACAUAAACCAUGUAUGGUCAGAUGCUCACAGAUCCUCAGCUAUUUUAACGCUGCAACAGCUGUUAUCUCCUUUCGCUUUCACUUUUUUGUUAGAGGUGUGACCUGCUUUCUCCUCUUGGCGUGUGAUAUUAUGAUCUUCAUCUUCUCUAUGGCUGUUGCCUUAACCUUUUGUCCCUGCUGCUGCAAUCCAAAGUCCAGGCAGGCUAUGGUCAGUUAUGUGAAUCAGUCAGAUUUGCCUGUCAACCAUAUUGUGCUAACAAGCCAGUCGGAUUCCUCUGCAUUGGCGCAGCCUUUUAGUUCAGCCUUGUACAAUCAGCAAUCUCUGCCGAACUGCGGGCCGGUCCCCAGCGCAUCUCAACCAAACUACAGUCCAGUACCAAGAACACCUCCACCACCCUACAGCCAAGUUUCAGCUGCUCAUCCACGAAACUAUGGUCCAAACCCAAAUACUCCUCCACCUGCAUAUGAGAUGACCAGAUGAACCAGACCCCAGAUCCAAAUGAAGAUGUUUGACUUUUACACACUUGCUGGCACAGGAUGAUGGUGAAUGGAAACAAGAAACGAUACUUAACUUGUAAAUAACUUAUAAAUAAUUGUAAUGUUACAGUAAUAAAUUAUUUUGGAAAAAAGAAAAUCUAUGAAUGUGUUUUGAAUACAUGUUGUUAAAUGCUGAAUUUUUACUAACAAAAUACUAAAAUAUACAGUAUGUUAUAAAAUAAUACAUUACA
Danio rerio (zebrafish) is the source of this 1009-nucleotide messenger RNA. NCBI's taxonomy places the organism in Eukaryota, Metazoa, Chordata, Actinopteri, Cypriniformes, Danionidae. The record is from RefSeq and is a predicted model, not a curated record.